Molecule: messenger RNA, 369 nt
Organism: Gossypium arboreum
Lineage: Eukaryota; Viridiplantae; Streptophyta; Magnoliopsida; Malvales; Malvaceae
Exons: 2
Coding region: 1-369 (122 amino acids)
Source: RefSeq, a predicted model, not a curated record
AUGAGUGUUUCAGCCUUAUCUGGAACGAUUCUGAGGGAGAAACAACUGUACGCCAAGUUCAGUAAGUGUGGGUUCUGGUUGCUAGAGGUAACAUUUUUAGGUCAUGUGGUAUCUGCUGAAGGGAUUCAGGUUGAUCCUCGGAAAAUUGAAGUUGUUCUGGAUUGGAAGCCGCCUAAGACUGUAUUAGAGAUUCCCAAUUUUCUAGGACUGGCAAGAUAUCAUCGACGAUUUGUUGAGGGGUUUUCAUUGAUUGCUGUACCUCUGACGAAGUUGUUGCGUAAGGGUGUGCCGUUUAACUGGACCGAUGUACAACAAGAGAGUUUUGAAAAGCUUAAGAAAGUUCUGACUGAGGCCCUUGUCUUGAUAUAA